Oikopleura dioica is the source of this 1470-nucleotide messenger RNA. NCBI's taxonomy places the organism in Eukaryota, Metazoa, Chordata, Appendicularia, Copelata, Oikopleuridae. The record is from the annotation of a GenBank genome assembly.
AUGAAGACUUCCGAAUCCCACCAGAGUCUUAUUCUAUCUGGAACGCGACCUCCUCUCUUUCCAGCUCUACAAGCGAUCGCGCUACUAAAGAGCAACGCGGAGAACCAGAAACUCCAACCAGUGAAAAUCAGAAGUCAUAAUUUAUUUGUAAAAGUUGGAUUUAUUCAAGAGAGAUAUAUUUUGAGAAAGCGCAUCCAGGGAUCUCUACCAGACGAGAAAUGGCGACUUACGAUAACCAAGAGUCCUUGCCCUACAUUUUGGAAGCCAUCAACGAUCUCCAGGGACGGUUACAACCAUGAUAAAAUCUUGAAUUUGACCGGCAUUGGAGAUAUCUCUGAUAAAAGAGGAAAUGAGAAUUUUGGGUGGGGACUGAGACCUCUGGAACAACUAAAGAACCAAGAGAAAAUCCAGCAGGUGCCAUCGUUGAACUCAAUCUGGUCGACUAGCUCCGACUCAGCCUGUGGAUCGACUCGGCCACCUUCAACCGGUUCUGCGGCAUCUUCUGUCGAUCGAGACUCUGGGAACAGUUCAAUUCGAUCCUUCUCCCCUGAUGUUUCUUCAGCCUCCGCUCAGCAUUAUUCCGCUCAGCUCAAUGCUGCGGCCGCUCUAUGGCCGCAAGCUGCUGCUGCUGCUAGUCUUGCUGCCUUCCUACCAAAGCAACAGAAUCAGCUCAGGAUGAACUCCGUCCAUCUCCUUCAGAACGCGUUCAAUGUUGGAGUACCCAAGAAACACAACAUCAACUUCUCGAAUGAUAAGGACAUCAAAUUCGAGCGAAACCAUUUUGAACAGCAAAAGAAGAACAUCUCUCCAAUCGGCAGCGGCAUCCCAAAAAACAAUUAUAUGCACUCUUCUUGGAUUCCUAACGCCAGAAAAGGCGCUCCUGUCAAGCAAGGAGCUUCCCCAUUCAUGAAUUUCAUCGACACUCGUCAACAUCAAGCACAGAGAUCCUUCCAAAAACCAUUCGCCCCAAAGAAGAUGCACAACAACGCAAAAAAAUCUAACUCCAACGCUGACAAACAAAAACAAGGUCCAUUCAACAAAGUUCUCAUCGUUGGACUCGGCCCUAACCACAGAAGUCUUCCUGACGUUGUCGAUAUUUUCCGACCAUAUGGUGAUGUAGUUUCUGCGCGAGUGCUUCCUCCCUUCCAGACGCUACCAAAUGACAUUACUCGAUGGGUACCCAGCGUUGAACUCCAGGGAACUUAUUGCGCUAUUGUCGAAUAUCCAACUGCACGAUGCGCUAAAUUUGCCGUGGGAGUUCUUAGGGAACGCGUCGUCAGCAAUAAAUACAGAGUUGUUUUACUCAAACCAGGAGCUUAUGAUGAGCUCCAGCGACAACAUCAGUUGAUUUUGGGAUCUACUUGCUCGUCCACCGACGAAAAAGAGCAGCAGAACGCAGAGAUCAGUUCCGAUUCCGGAAACGAAUCUGUGGAACACCGCUCCACAUCUGAUUGCCAGUCUGACGCGUAG